UCAAAGAGCCUCAUCAUCAUUUUCAUUUCUCUGACUGUGCAACACACAAAAACAAAAGAAGGACGAUGAUGCCCGGUGAGGUAGAGCAGUCGCGCAGAAAUAUGAGGAGUGUUGUAUCUCCACCGUGUGAGCUAAUGUCUUUACCAGACGAAAUGGUUCUAAACUGCUUGGCCCGCGUGUCGAGAUCCGACCUAGGUGCCUUAUCUCUGGUCUCAAAGAGCAUCCGCUCACUGGUGUCUUCCCCUGAGAUGUACGAGACCCGAUCUCGAAUGGGUACGAGGGAGGAGUGCAUCUACGUAAGCUUGGAAGCUACUUGCAACAGUGAUCCGGCGGCCUGGUUCAUACUCAGGCGAGGAAAGGGAACAACGAAGAAGAGUCGGCUGGUCCCGAUCACGAACCCUCCGUCCCCAACUCCGACCGGAGCCACCUUUGUCUCCCUGGGAUGGGGGAUCUAUGUGAUGGGAGGGAGGAUAAGUGCCGUGGAAACAUCUCGCGUCUGGUUCUUGGAUUGUCGGAGUCACACGUGGAGCGAGCUGCCCUCGAUGAGGGUUGCUCGGUAUGAAGCCAAGGCAGGGGUCUUGGACGGUAAGAUAUACGUCAUGGGAGGCUGCGUAGACGAGGAUCCAGAGGUUUUCGACCCAAACACUCGAACUUGGAGUAGAGUGGUUAUCCCUGAGCCGGUGAUAUUGAGCAAGGAGGUUACUGAGGUGAUUGGUCCGGAUAGUUACUCGUACGAGUUUCGGAGUGAAGAAGGUAUGUGGAACGAUUUCUUUUUAGAAGAUGAUUGUUGUGCGACGAUGAUAGACAGAUUGUUAUUCAGUCUUGAUAUUUGCGGGAAGAUCAUGUGGUGUGACCCUUGGAGUGGGGUGAAGAAAGGGAAGAUGGAGUGGUACAAGGUGAAGGGUUUGGAAGAUCUUCAAGGCUUCCUCAAGUUUGAUUUCAGGAACGGGAUUGCCAUCUAUUUACUUGGAGCGAACUCGGAUGUGUGGCAUUGCUAUAUGCUCAACCGUGGUUACAAACACGGCCUCCUUGGCGUAGUUCCGGGUUUCAAACUCAGCAAAUUUGGUGGCAACAUCGUCAUCUUCUGGGGGGUGGUCGUCGGACCCAAGAGGAUGCAGGUUUGGUGUGCUGAGGUUUCGCCGGAGAUGCGCCAGGAUGGACAAGUUUGGGGGAUCAUCCAGGGCAUUGAUCAUGUCUUCACUGUUGACCCUGACCAAUAUGUUUUAUCUUCUAUUAAUGUUUGUAUUUAAGACUUUAUUUAUACUCUUUGUUUAUGUUGUCAAGUUGUGUUUCUUCUACUUUGAUGGUCUUGUUUGGGUUCUAAACUAUUGAUUAAUAUUAGACAUGUUCUUUACGUUGAA
This is a messenger RNA of Raphanus sativus (radish), 1361 nucleotides long. RefSeq names its product putative F-box/kelch-repeat protein At5g03000. The transcript has a single exon. The record is from RefSeq and is a predicted model, not a curated record. Gene Ontology annotation, molecular function: protein binding. Lineage: Eukaryota; Viridiplantae; Streptophyta; Magnoliopsida; Brassicales; Brassicaceae. The coding region runs from base 66 to 1250 and encodes 394 amino acids.